Messenger RNA from Erythranthe guttata (spotted monkey flower), 1774 nucleotides. Its product is annotated as Integrase-type DNA-binding superfamily protein. Gene Ontology annotation, biological process: regulation of DNA-templated transcription. NCBI's taxonomy places the organism in Eukaryota, Viridiplantae, Streptophyta, Magnoliopsida, Lamiales, Phrymaceae. The record is from RefSeq and is a predicted model, not a curated record. Gene Ontology annotation, molecular function: DNA-binding transcription factor activity; DNA binding.
AAAAAAAACCUAAAAUUAAGACAAUAAAGUAAAUCUAGAGUUUGAGGUGUGGUUGCUGUCACUAUCAUGGAAGAAUAUACACCCAUCUCAAUAAAUCCCAAAACCCAGGAAAGACAAGAGGACACCUGUACAAAUUUCAUUGGCUCUUCAACCAUGAGAAUGGAAGGCACGAAUUUUAUUUGAUUAAAGCUUCUUAAUUAAUUAUUUGGGCCAAAAAUAUUAUUUUUUUAAGAUAAAAUUAAUUUAUUAUUAAGCCCCCUUUAGAACUUUAUUGACACAAAUAUAAGACCUAGAGGCAAAGUAUUUUUUAGUAUAUAUACAAUUGUGCCCACAAUUUUGUAUCAAUUUUCUUGCACUUUGCUUCAUCUCUCAUCUAAAUUCACACAAACAUAUGGAAAACAUAUUUCCUAAAAUGGAAGCCUUCAUGCACAAGGCCGAGCUUGAUCAUCCCAACAUAUUUUACGUCCCGAAACCCGAGCCCUUGUUGGAGAAACGGCCGAUUUCGAGUUCAGAAUCCACUGCAAAAGAGGUCUGUUGUAAUUCCGAUACCACGUUGAAUAUUCAAUUGUCUGAAUUUUCUAAAGAAGCUAUUUUGAGGAAAUUUCACGCACAUUCUAGUUGCUUUAACGGCUACGCCGCCAUUAAUCCUCCCCGUUAUUAUUACCAGAGUGAAUCUUCAUCUUCUGGUUGUAAUUACGUCGGAGGAGGUAAUUACGAUAAUACCCCUAUGAUGAGUUUUCUUGAUCAAUCCUUCCCAUCUUCAACAUAUGAACCAUGCUCACCAAUUUCUUUAUCCAAAUCACCAAAUCUUGGCUUAUUUCUACAUGAUCCAAUAUUGAUCCAAAAAAGUGCCCAACAAAACCCUUUAUUUACAAAUAUGCCCCAACUCGAUCAAACUCAACUCGAGUUUUCGGGAUCACCGUCAUCAUCAUCAUCAAAUUGGCUCAAAAUCAAUCAAAAUCUCACAAACUCAAAAGGGUUCAAUGAUUAUUGGCUAAGCACCACAAAAACUCAGCCGAUGAAAAGCCGAUCAAGAAUCGAAAAAUCGGCUCUUUUGCCAUCUUCUUCUUCUUCUCCACAGGGAAAGCUUUUCCGAGGAGUGAGGCAACGGCACUGGGGAAAAUGGGUCGCCGAGAUACGACUACCGAGGAACCGAACUAGGGUUUGGCUCGGAACUUUCGAAACGGCCGAAGAAGCGGCUUUCGCUUACGAUACCGCGGCUUAUAUCCUCCGCGGUGAUUUCGCACACUUGAAUUUUCCGGAUAUGAAGCACCGAAUCAAGUCGAAUAACUCGAUGAGCAACAGCACCGUCGCGCUUCUCGAAGCGAAGCUACAAGCUAUCUCGAAAGGAGUAUCGAAUAACCCGAAGAAGGGUACUAUUAAUAAAGAUGGUAAUGCAAUAUUAUUAUCUUCAUCUGAUCAAGAAAAGUUUGAAGAGAAAAGUUUGAGCAGAAAAGCAGAAGCUGUUGAAAUCAAGAAAAGCAGCUCAGAAGUUGGGAUGAUGAAUCUGAUUUCAGAUGUUGAUGCAGUUCAGUUGAGCAGAUUUCCUUCUUUAGAUAUGGAUAUGAUUUGGGAUUCAUUGUUGGUUUGAGAUUUAUGAUUAUAUUAUUGAUUUGUAUUUUUUUUUUUGGAUUAAUUUUUUUCAGUGCAUGUUUAAUUUACUAGUUUUCUUGAUAGUAUAAAUUACUGUUUUUUUGGUGUGUAGGGAAGUUCAAAAGUAUGAGAACAAUUACCAUAUUGUCCUUGCAAUAUAAUACAAAGUAUUUUGCAUUAA